GGAAAAUGGAACAUGAACUUGGAAAUGGACACCACAUUGCAUAGGGGUGUUUGGAGAGUGGAUGAGAAGAAUGAUAUCAUUGAAGAAGAAGAAGAAGAACAAGAAGAAGAAGAAGAAAUCACUAAAGAAAGUAAAAUGGUAUUAUCCACCACCACCACCCAAUCAAGUGAAUCCUCCACUGAUCAAUCGGAUGGAAGCUCUAGUUCGUUUGCCUUCCCUAUAUUGUGCAGUGAAGGGAUGGGAAGCCCUGUCCGAAUGCCAAAACCAAACUCACUCCACUUUAGGAAGCGCCACAAGGCCCUGGCUACUCGUCUUCAUUGUUGUCAUUUUUGAAACUUCGCUUUUCUUUCUUUCUUUUUUUUUGUCCCCCCCCUCUCUCUCUCUCU
This is a messenger RNA of Camellia sinensis, 386 nucleotides long. Lineage: Eukaryota; Viridiplantae; Streptophyta; Magnoliopsida; Ericales; Theaceae. The record is from RefSeq and is a predicted model, not a curated record.